AUGGUAUUCUGGUGUUGUGGAUCCAGUCAGAAAGCCCUCAGGAGGCAACAGAUCGAAGAAAAAGCGGCGAACAUAGAGCGACAGCCAUCAUGGAAUGCACCUGAUAACUCGCUCAUCUUUCAAACUUUUGAAUGGCAUGUCCCUGCCGACCGGUCGCAUUGGCGCCGGCUACGAGAUGCGCUACCUGGCUACAAAGCCCUUGGUGUUGAUCAAAUUUGGAUCCCGCCCGGGUGCAAAGGCAUGGAUGCUCAUGGCAAUGGCUAUGAUAUUUAUGAUUUGUACGAUUUGGGUGAAUUUGAUCAAAAGGGGGCGGUCCCUACCAAAUGGGGCACCAAGCAGGAACUUGAAGAUCUGGUGCUUCAAGCAGAGAUUUUGGAGAUUUGUGUGAUUUGGGACGCAGUGUUGAAUCACAAAGCCGGUGCAGAUUAUCCAGAGCCCUUUAAGGCUGUCAAAGUCGAUCCCAAGAGGAGAGAUUUGGAAAUAUCCAAGCCAGUCGAAGUCAGUGGCUGGACAGGCUUUGAAUAUUCUGGGCGUGGUGACAAGUACAGCUCGAUGAAGUAUCACUGGCAGCAUUUCAGCGGAAUCGACUGGGAUGACAAGAGCAAGGAAAACGCAAUCUACAAGAUCGUGGCACCAAACAAAGAUUGGGCACAAGAUGUAUCCACAGAGAACGGGAACUAUGAUUAUCUGAUGUUCGCCGAUCUGGACCUGACACACCCGGAAGUCCGCGCUGAUCUUCUGCAAUGGGGAACUUGGGUCACGAAGUCAUUGAGCCUCAAUGGCAUGCGACUUGAUGCCGCCAAACACUUCUCCACCGAGUUUCAGAUGGCUUUCGUGCAGCAUGUCAGAAAAACAGCCAAUCCGGACUUCUUUGCUAUUGGAGAAUACUGGACUGGACACCUGCCGUCUCUGCUCGGAUAUCUUGAGAAGGUGGAAUAUAACCUCACUGCAUACGAUGUCCCCCUGGUCGAGAACUUUUCCAAGAUAUCGCACGCGAAGGGAUCAGACCUCCGUCGCGUCUUGAAAGAUACAUUGGUCGACUGCCGGCCGGACCACGCUGUGACAAUUGUGUCGAACCACGAUACGCAAGCAGGACAAAUGCUCGAAACCCCGGUUGCCCCAUCUUUCAAGCUGCUCGCAUACGCCCUGAUCCUCCUCCGCAAAGGGGGCCACCCAUGCGUGUUCUACGGGGACCUGUAUGGAAUACGAGCCAAUGUGGAGAACCCAAUGACACCGAGUUGCGACGGACUCCUACCCAUCCUAAUGCAAGCUCGCAAACUCUACGCGAACGGUGAAGAGCAAGAUUACUUCGACCAACCAAACUGCAUAGGAUUCGUUCGUUACGGAAACGCCCGUCACUUGUCUGGUUUGGCCUGUGUUAUCAGUAAUUCUGGUUCGGCUGUGCAAAGGAUGUAUGUAGGUGAACGCCACGCUUACGAGGAGUGGAUCGAUCUAUUGCAUCCGGAUAUGAAGCCUGUUGUUAUCAACAGAAAGGGAUACGGGAGGUUCGCAGUGAAUGCGAUGAGUGCUAGCGUCUGGGUUGAGUCCGCUGCUGCGAACCGGGAUUCGAUUAUAAGGGAUUUCGACGUUAAUAUUUACAAGACUUAA
Molecule: messenger RNA, 1608 nt
Organism: Penicillium brevicompactum
Lineage: Eukaryota; Fungi; Ascomycota; Eurotiomycetes; Eurotiales; Aspergillaceae
Product: alpha-amylase
Exons: 8
Coding region: 1-1608 (535 amino acids)
Biological process (GO): carbohydrate metabolic process
Molecular function (GO): hydrolase activity, hydrolyzing O-glycosyl compounds; calcium ion binding
Source: RefSeq, a predicted model, not a curated record